AUGCCAACAUCGGCUGAUAUCCAAUAUCAAGUUCUAAAAAUGUUACAGCGUCAAAUUCGUUGCCAUCGCGUAGCGGUGCUAGGAACAGCAGCAGUGGGUAAAACUUGCUUGGUCAAACGCUAUCUCGAUAAUGAAUUUAAUAUUGAGCAUGAACCGACCGUCGAUGAAUUCUAUAAGAAAGAAAUAAUUGCUCAAGGCUGCCGUAUGACAUUAGAAAUUAUGGACACUGCUGGAUACUAUUCAUUUCCAGAAAUGCGUCGAUUAACAAUUCGCAAGGCUGACACAAUUGUAUUGGUAUUUGCAUUGGACGAUAAAUCAACCUUUGAUUACGUCAAAGAGAUCUAUAAAGAAGUUUUGGACGUAAUCGGUGGUCGUGGUCGUAAAGAAAUUUAUUUAGUAGGUAAUAAAUGCGAUCUUGAAAGUGAUCGACAAGUUCUAGAUGAUGAUAUUGAUGAUAUUGCUUCCAAAUCCAUUUAUAUGGAAACAUCAGCUAAAACUGGUCAUAAUGUUUCGGCAGUUUUUGAUCGAAUUGCCGAAGCACUAUUAGAAGGGCCACACAAUAAGAGUAUGGAUCGUCGUAAGUGCAAUCUGAAAAGAAGAUUUUCUAAAGUUAUUAUUGCUAAUCGAUUUGUCAGCAAUUUGGAUCAUAAACCUCCUCGUCAACAUCAUAAAGCAUUACUUGGAAGAUCACUAACACUCGAUGUGCAAUAA
Molecule: messenger RNA, 711 nt
Organism: Trichoplax adhaerens
Lineage: Eukaryota; Metazoa; Placozoa; Uniplacotomia; Trichoplacea; Trichoplacidae
Exons: 2
Coding region: 1-711 (236 amino acids)
Molecular function (GO): GTP binding; GTPase activity
Source: RefSeq, a predicted model, not a curated record